This is a messenger RNA of Aplysia californica (California sea hare), 8710 nucleotides long. Its product is annotated as multiple C2 and transmembrane domain-containing protein 1. Gene Ontology annotation, cellular component: synaptic vesicle membrane. NCBI's taxonomy places the organism in Eukaryota, Metazoa, Mollusca, Gastropoda, Aplysiida, Aplysiidae. Gene Ontology annotation, molecular function: calcium ion binding. Gene Ontology annotation, biological process: regulation of neurotransmitter secretion. Bases 1303 to 4401 code for a protein of 1032 amino acids. The transcript has 23 exons. The record is from RefSeq and is a predicted model, not a curated record.
UCAGUCCAUCUGUGUUACGGCGAAAUCUGUGUGUACUUUCUGCGCUCACUCAGACACAACGAGUCAUUUCCGCAUGUGAUUCGUCGCGCUUUUGUUAGUGUUCAUGCGCGAGAUCAGAUUGAGGCCGGGAAAAGCUCAUCUGGGUUUGUUCCUCAUGUGGAUACAGGCUUCUGUGAACAUUAAUUGUGCUUACUGUAAGUGGACCGUGCGUAUCGCUUGUCAACUUUGGGCACACUGAGGCUCUCGAAAGAAGCAACCCUUGGUCACGAGCCAUGUACCUACAGAUGUUGUUUUGGAGAAUAGACAUAAUAACAAACAUGGCCCUGGAAUGAUAUGGACGACAUGUGCGAUAGUGCUGUUUCUGAACUUUUGUGCUCUCACGGUUAGCGUGGGAAAUUUUGACAUUUUGUUUUUGCCAUCAAGUUUUGUUGUGUGUAUUCGUGUUUCUCUCUGCUUUUAAGUUUGUACGAGGUAAAGAAACUGGGAUAUAGCUCUGGGCUCCUAACGGUUAGAGAACAUCCGUUACGGAUAUUGAUUACAUGUGUCAUUUAAUUAUCACAUUCGAUAAGACAGAUUACAUAAGUUUGAAAAAACAAAAUCAACGUAGUGCGGUAAGCUGAACACGCUUUUCGGGGUACAUUUCCACCUGAGGCAUUUGCAUAUAUCAUCCUAGAUACCCCUAGUGUGUGUGUGUGAAUGCGACACCUAUAAUAUCACCUUCACGUGGACCCAAAUAGAGGCGCGUCUUUUUAUAUGGUUGCGCAUUUGAGCCAGGGAACACUCCAUAAUAAGAAGUGUUUAGGUUAUAAGUGCUGCUAUUUUUGUUAUCAUAUCUCAGCCGUAGUUUUACAGUGGGUCAACAGGUUAACAGCUACAUUUCCCUCAGAGUCGCGGACACUUUUUGGAGAUAAAAGUUUUUCUCUCGCCUCGGUUGUUGUGUGUUUUUUCCUCGUGUUUGCGCUUUAAAAGUGCAGAUCAGAUAUACUGUUGGCUAUCUGAAGACGAGUUCGGAAAAAGAUUCCAGUGGUGCAUACCAAGUAUCUUCAUCGUAUGCACUCGGACACCUUCGAAACACACUAGUUUUCUCCUGUGCUUUUCGUGGGCUUUUACAAAGACAGAACUGUGGAUUAGCGAUACUGUAUGGAUAUCUGAAUGGAUCUCUGAAGAGACACUGCGCACAUUUGCAUUGAAGCUUUUAAUGCCCAGUUUCAGUGAUUUACGCAAGUCCUUCAACCUGUUGUAGCGUCAAUAGUUUAUUGUGUGGAUGAGGUAAGGGUAGCUGUCCAGCCCGGCGUUUUCAUCAUGCCGAGACGGAGUGCCACCAGCAAAAGCUGGCCGGAUGUGGCCACACUGGGCAGUGAUGUGGAGCAGGAGGCAGGGGACAUCACUGGUGGUCGGGGGGAGCAUCGGAUGAGACGCCGCGCGCUCCGGCGGGAGCAGACGGUGAGCAGCACGGGGUCCGCAGACAGUGGCGCCGAGACGCCCUCCCAUCAGCCUGAGAGCUCGGGCUCGCCCUCUACCCACUCGACCAGUCCUGUGGCCGGGGACGACUCGAGCGGGGAGCCGCCGGCCGUCAAACUGAAACAGAGGCGCCGCAUCUGGGAUAGCUUCCUCUACAAGACGCGCAAAAUCCGGAUACGGAAAAAGGACAAAGAUGGCGGGAAGCUGGAUAAACGAGCCAGCAGCCAGCCCAAUAUCCCGACCUCCACCCGCAUCAGCACCAGCAGCUCUGGCCCGGAGGAGAACCCGGAACCGCUGCUGCCCAACGGUAAGAGCCAGAGCUUCAGGGAGGUCGACACCCCGACGUCUCGCAAGUCUCGCUCCAUCCUCCGGCGACGGGAGAACCUCAAGACACGAGUCAGCUCCUCCAGCCUCAACGACUCCAACUACGAGAGCGCCGGCUCUCUGGCCACUGAGAAGAGGAUCAACAACAACCGCCUCAGUGACGUGGACGCGAAUAUGGAGGAGGAGGACGAUAACGUCGGAGAGGACGAGGAGGAGGGGGAUGAUAAUGUGUACGAGGACAACGAGUUUGUGAGCCCCUUGAGGCAAAAUUCUAACUCUGCCAAGCGGACGUUCAGUGAUCCUUUGUCCAGCCCGGAGACUGGAGGCGUGCCUUCUUCUUCUAGCCGGGAGGUUCGUGGGGGAUCGCUCAGGAGGGAGUUGUCGCAUUCACAUUCCGGGAGGGUGAACUUUAGUGAGGACGUUUCUUUCGAUACGGAGGUAGCUGACAUGAGCAAGGAGGACGAGGUGCCUGUGAUAGAGCAGACAGAGGAAGAUGCCAACCAGGACUCGUCCCUGCUCCAGUUACACCCACGGCUCACUCGCCAACAUUCCUUCUUCAUGCUGAAUAUCCACCUGAGGGAAGGCAGGGACCUCGUCAUCAGGGACAGCUGCGGCACAAGUGAUCCUUACGUGAAGUUCAAGGUGGGCAACAAGCUGGCCUACAAGAGCCGGACCAUACUGAAAAACCUGAACCCUCGGUGGGACGAGCAGUUCACCAUCCCCGUGGAGGACAUCACCAAACCGGUCACCGUCAAGGUGUAUGACUAUGACCGUGCCUGGAAUGACGACCCGAUGGGCGGGGCGGACAUUGAUGUUGCCUCUUUGGACGUAAACAAAGAGACAGAGCUCAAACUAUUGCUCAGCGAGCGAGGCAAAGAGGAGUACAUGGGCUACGUUCUCCUCUCCUGUACGCUGGUACCCAAGACGGACGAGGAGAAAGACCAGAACAGAAGGCAAUCGAAGUUGUUCAGACGCUCCAUGCGAUCCUCCGAAUCCGCCAGAAAGAUGAAGCUGCAGCCGUGGACCGGCAUGGUGAAUAUCGUGUUGGUGGAGGGCAACGGGCUGGUACCCAUGGACGAUAACGGACUGAGUGACCCCUACGUCAAGUUCCGUCUGGGAACCGAGAAGUACCGCAGUAAGUUUAAGUCGAAGACCUUGUGCCCGCGCUGGCUGGAGCAGUUUGACCUCCGCCUGUACGAUGACCAGAGCUCUCACCUGGAGAUCACAGUCUAUGACCACGACACGCGCGGCAAGGACGACUUUAUGGGCAGGGCGGAGGUGGACUUGUCCCAGCUGGAGAAGGAGAGGACGCACGUGCUGGAGCAACAGCUGGAGGACGGGGCCGGCACCCUCAAGCUACUGCUCACCAUCAGCGGCACGCUGGGCAGUGAGAUGUCCUCUGACCUCGCCAACUACACGCCCAACGCCUUGCUCAAGAAUCAGAUUGUACACAGAUAUAAUGUUUCAAACUCAUUUUCCAAUAUGACAGACAUUGGGCAUUUCGAAGUGAAAGUAUUUCGAGCUCAUGGUCUGCAGUCAGCAGAUUUCGGUGGUCUCAGUGACCCAUUUUGUGUGCUGGAAUUGGUCAAUGACCGAGUGCAGACACAGACAGAGUACAAGACGCUCAAUCCAGAAUGGGCCAAAGUCUUCACUUUCCCUGUGAAGGACAUCCAUUCUGUGCUUGAGGUGACUGUAUAUGAUGAAGAUAGGAACAAGAAAGUCGAAUUUUUGGGGAAGAUUGCAAUACCUUUGUUGAGGGUGAGGAAUGGUGAGAGGCGCUGGUACGCCCUCAAAGACAGAAAGCUUAUGCACAAGACAAAAGGGGCUGUCUUGUUAGAGAUGGACUUUGUAUUUAACCAGUUGAAGGCAGCAGUUCGCACCGUGAAUCCAAGAGAAGAAAAGCUCAUGAAGGCAGAACAAAAGUUCAAGAUUUCUAUAAUGAAACAGAACAUCAACAGAGUGUCUGAGCUCAUCGGAACGUUUAUCGACACAGGACGUUUCAUUCAGAGCUGUUUCGAUUGGCAGUCGCCUGCAAGAACCAUCACAGCUUUUAUUGUUUAUCUUGUGAUAGUGUGGAACUUUGAGCUGUACAUGCUGCCCAUUUCCCUGCUUCUUGUCCUGCUCAAGAACCUGGUGGUGGCUCAGAUUGUGGGAGGCUUCAAGAAAGAACCAGUGGAAGAGGACUACUUUGAUGAGGAGGAGGAAGAAGAUGAUGAGGACAAAGACAAGACAGAAGAAAAGAAGAGUAUAGUGGAGCGCUACCAUGCCAUUCAGGAAGUCUGUCUGACUGUCCAGCAGGGUCUGGACACUGUGGCUUGUCUGGGAGAGAGAGUGAAGAACACUUUUAACUGGAGCGUUCCCUGGCUGUCUACUUUUGCUGUUAUCGUCCUCGUUAUUGGCAUGACUGUCCUCUUCUACAUUCCUCUCAGAUUUUUACUUCUUGCGUGGGGUAUCAACAAAUUCACCAAGAAGCUGAGGAAGCCAAAUGCCAUUCCUAACAAUGAAUUGCUAGACUUCCUAUCUCGCGUUCCUUCUGACAAUGAAAUGUUACAGUUCCGUGAACUGCGUCCUGAUAUUCCAGCCAACACAUCAACCACAAAGAAGAAGAGAUCCUAGCAGAGGGAAGUGUGAGAGCUCCAUCCAUUGUGCCUUCACAUUCUUCACCUCCCUGUUUCUCCACUGACUUCACUCACCUUAUAUAUAUAGAUAUACAAUAUACAUUUCUAAUUUUUUCUCCUCUGUAGAUCUGUCCUAAAUAUUAUGGAUGUUGAUUUUACCUGUUGGCCGGGGGAGGGGGGUUCUAGAGUCCUCAGUGCCAACAGCAACAUGAAAUAACAUUAUGUAAAUUUACUUUGUUAAUGUGAGCCCACGACUGCUUUUUUAUGGUGUGGUUCAUGUACUGGAAUCUAAUCAUUAUAACAUAGACUAUUUCUUCUGUAUUCUAUAUCUCCACACUUGAGCACUUUCUUGCUAGUGGUUUGCUCAGCAGAACUAAAUGUCCAGGAAAAUCCAGGAUCUUUAGAUACCAAGAGAUUAAUUUCAGAUCCAACAGUUCCAUGGCUGCAGACAGCUAAAGUGUGACUUUCAAUUACUUUACUUGAAGUGAAGUGCAAUUUUAGGGUCCUUCCCCCACCUCUCCCUCCCUCCAUCUCCAGUGUAGAGGCAGCACACUCCAUACCACUGGUCAAUGGGAAGUUUAAAGAGUAUCACCAUCGUCAUGUGUCAGAAAUUAGAUUUCUUCCAUGAUGAAUUGUAACCUGUGGACAAUUAGAUUUAUGAAUAGUUUCGGACUUACUUAUGCAGUCCUAAUAAUACUUUCAGAAUGAGUUAGUGAGUAGGCCUACUGAUAGAUUUAUGUUUCCCUAAGUAAGACUGCUGUAUAAACCAAGUUGCUAGUGGUCAUUGACAUGAGUAAGAAUGUAAGGCUGAAAAAAAUAACUGCAGGUUGUUCAACAUUCAGUGCUGCUGAUGUUAUAUACUUGCUGGGUUUUUUUUACUCCCAGAGCUCUGUGUCCCUCCCUUUUCCGACAGCAAUGUGCUGAUUUUGAAGGUGCCCUUAAUUAUUUCGACUGGACACGGUUUCGUCUAUUCCGGGUAGGGAUUGAUUUCGAAUUUUUCACCACAGAUAGUCUGCUCUUCAGCUUUAAAUUGCUACGGUUUCUGCUACUGACAACUGCCAUGUGCAAUGGCAACCCUUUUGCUUUUUGUCCUCAUCCUAGAGAAGUUCUCUGUCCUUCUAACUUUUGGAUCAAGGAUGUGAAAAAGCUUAGGAAAAAGUUCCUGGCUCCACCAACAUACCCUCUUGGACUGGAACUUGUGCAAGUGCAAUGGCAUAAAAGCAAACUCUCUAUCUCAAUGUCAACUGAUCUCUGCUCAGCAGCAAAAUAGAGGGAAGUUUCAAUACUUUCGGGUUAGCCAGUAGCUGAAUCAUCACGUGUUAAGCAAUUUACUUAUUUGAGGUUAGAUGUGUUCAUCAUGCCUGUAUGACCUGCAGUGAGAAUAUGAGAGAUCAAGGUGUAAAAUCAUCUUGAAGAAUCUCUGAAGUUUAACAGUCUUUUCUUUAUCACUGCAAGGAAUUUCAUUAUUUUUGUUUGCUAAAAUUGAAACUGAGAAGUCAUAUUUUCAAUUCUGACCUUAAUAUUUUGUUACUAAGAUCAGCCUGCUGAUUUUUAAGGUUGGGUGUUGUGAAUGCCUUUGUGAUUAUUUCUUUUAGUUGUGUUGCCUUGAAUAUGAUUAUCUGUUGUUUGAGAGAAAGUAUUAUGAUGGACUUCUGACAAGAGGUUAUGUUGCUGUUCUUUGUCAUGCUGAUUGUAACAUUUUUCCCCUGAACCCUUCUUUUUCCCAUUUUAAUUCAACUGAUAUCUACAUUCCAGGUCUAAUUUGCUCUCCACAUUCAAUAUCAUAACUCACAAGUUUACAAGACUCAGCCAAAUGUGUUACUGUAUAUAGAACAAUGUUCAAUGCUCAUUUCACAGUUAUGGUAAAUGGAUUUAUAAAUAAGUUAAGUGAAUGUGCUAAUUGAAAGAGAGGUUUGCAAGUAAUGGUCAUAUUGUGUGACUGUCACAUGGAAAGAAUGAUCAUUAUUGUAUGGUUGACAUGUUUCAUGUGCUUUGAUAAGAAUGGAAUAAAUGCUUUAAAGUCAUUGGUUACAUUACUCACAGGUUUAUUGUUUCAUGGUCAAUAUGAUAUGUCACUGUAGCAUUGAUACAUUUUUUUAAAUUUCUUGCUUGAAGCUUGUUUCUGUUACUGGUCUUCAUACAUCACAUCACAGUAUUGUACAUGUACAGAUGUGUCCAGUUGGACCAAUGUCACUGUUGAAUCAUUUAUUUUUUUUCGCAUGCUUUUUCUUCCUCUUCAUUUUCCCAGUGGAGCUUUGGGAUUUCCAUCUGUAGGGUUCUCAACCUACGUGGCAGUUGAUAUUACGUGCAUGACAGUUUUGCUACCUUUAGGUAGUGUUUCUAGCCUUCCAGACAACCAUAUCUCUAUUUCAGACUCUUGAUUUUUCAUACCUGUCAGAAUGGCUUCAGUUUUGGGUUGGGGUUAGCUUUGAUUUUUUCACAAAGCAGCUGGUCUGCUCCUCCCUGACUUUCAUCUGCCAAAGUGUCUUUACUAUGAGCCAUUGCUUUACAAAGUCAUUACAGAAAGAUGUCAGUUUUUUUGCAAUUAGUUUUUCUGAAAUUUGAAAGGAUAGUCAGGAAAUACUGACAUGAUGUAUGUUUAUGCUUUUGGACCUAGGAAACUUAUACAGAAAUAUAAGUUGUAUACUCAAAGGUGUACCACUUCAUAUUUUCAUUCUCUGACUGAUCUUGUGUUUAUUUUAUUAUUUUAUGGCUGUUUCGGGAAGUUGGUAAUUUGUUUGUUUUAUGGCCUACAUUGUUCUUAAUUCAGACUGUCGUUUAGUGUUUUUGAGUAAUAAAAAACAUUGUGUUCUUUCGUCUUGCAUGGAUCUAGGGCUCGUAUAUUUUGUUUACAGAUUUUUGUUUGUAGCGAAUAAACAGCAUGUAGUCAGGUGUCACUCCUGAGUGCAGUUUCCUCAUGAAGAUAAAAAUUUGGCUUAUUCAAAUGGUAAAGUGAUGAACACUUACCUGACAAACAAGUAUCUGUUCCUCUUUUCUCUUGCAAAGGCAGUAACUUAGAAAAGAUGAAGUAGGUCUACAUGAAGCUGACAUGGAUUGUGCUUGGACAGACAAUGGACAGAACACACAAAAAUGAAAAGCCUGUAGUUCUUAAUUUUAAAAUAUUUUUUUAAAUUUAGUAUCUGCUAUUCAGAAUGUAAUUCAUGCCUUCUUUAAAAACAUUAUUAAAUCUGUACUUCUCGUUUGCUUUUCAUGUACGAUUAUUAAAACAUGAUUCAUAGGAACCAGGGUUGCAGAAAAUUAGAAUGUUUAUUAUUUGCUCCAAAUAGGCCUACUUUGUCUUCCUGUGUUCAUAAUUUAGUUUAAGGCUAAACCUUCAGCUAGUCUUUUUUUAUUCUUUGUCAAGCUUGGUCUGCCAUUGAUGUCAUUCUACAAAUUAACUUGCAUAAUAUUUGUCCAUUUCUUCUGUCUCCUUAUGAUUUUGAGGUUUUUAUAUGUGGGGGGAAAAGAAUGGUAUAAUGCAAGCAACUUUGAAGUCGCAGUUAGUUGGAAAAGGAUGUCACUAUUAAAGCAUACGUAGUUCAUCAGAGUUCAUUUACAAGAUUUACAAUUAGUUUUUUUUUAUCACUCGACUCAAACUCAAACUUGUGAAGUCAAUUGUAAUUUGAGCAUCUGCGAGAAUGAAAUUCUUCUGAACUGUAUAGAUUUUUCUUCCUUAACUAUAGCUUUAGAGAAGAGGAUAGAUGUUUCUAUCAAUACCGUCUCUUAAUGAAGAAACAAGUGUCUCAUAAAUUGUUUUUUAAACUUUUACAAAUGUUCUCCAUGGAAAAGUGCAGAUAAAGAGAAGCUUGUUUUCAGAAUUUGAAUUGUGGGGGGUUUUUUCACUUUCACAGUAGGCUACAGGUUAACACACCAGGAUUUUUAAAAAUACCAUGGCAUAAGUAAUCCUCGAUAUGAACUUAACUUUGAGACAUUGAACUGAAGACUUCAAUACAAAGUGAGUUUUUAUAAAAAUAGAUUAUGUGAGGCAGUGAGGUGAAAUCAGGCGCUCGUCAAAAUAAUCAAAGUGAAGAAACUGGCCUUUUCCCGCUAGUUUGUGAAUUUCUAUUGAAUUUUUGCCCAUUAAAGAACACAUUUCUGUGUGAAUUUUACUGAAAAACGUUGAUUAAAUUUUCAGUUUCCUCUGACUCUCAAGCUAAACUUCGUUGUCCAUUUUCUCGCUAAUUUUACUUCUGAAACCAGGAGAUCCCACCCCUUUCAAUUGCCAAUCUCAACUUGCAUUCAAGAUUACUGGAUAUUUUUUUCAUCGAAGGCAAGACAAGACAAAUGAACAAGCUUUGAGCAGAUAC